AUGGCGCGCUUGCUGCGUGUCAACUUGGCCCUUGGGGCGAUCAUAGGGCAGCAGGCGGCUCAGCUUGCUUCCUUGGGUUCAGGAGCCAGCGCGACUUCAACACCCGCGCCCGCCACGCCACGUGCCGCUCUACCUAAGCCACCUGUGACCACAAAGCCUGCGCUAGAUAUGCCGAUGGUCGCCGACCCGAAGCAGCCAGCGCCAUCGAGACCGAAGCAGAAAACAAUGCCUAGACCAAAGGCACCGAAAGCGGGACCGUUGUUCAAGCACAUGCCUAAGUCUGAAGUGAAGGUGAAGGCAAUGCCGAAGGUGCCGAAGCGAGAGCUUACGCGCCCGAGCGGGGACGAGUCGUCCGAAGACGAGCCUAAGGCGCCCGCGACGUCGUCCAAAGGCUUCGCGCUCCUGCCCAAGGAGAAGUGGAGCAGCAUGCGUUUCUCAGAAAGGAUCGAGCACAAGAAGGAGAUGAGAAAGGCCCUGCCCAGAGGCUCGAUUGGAGACGCCGCUUUGAAGGCGCAAGGCACCGAUUGCGACACGUGUUCGGAGAGGCGGACGCGUGGUCGUUCGGCAGUGCGGCGGUUCGCGGAAGAAGCCGUUGGAAGAGCAAAGCGCCGGCUGGAAGAGCGAAGGAAAGAGAAGAAUGAGAAGAAAGAGAAGAAGGACAAGAAGGCGAAGAAAGGAAACGAAGAGGCGGAGACAAGGAGUCGUGCUCCGGGCGGUUCGCCUGGAGGCACUCCAAAGGUCACGUCGUCGAAGAGGACGCUAGCGCCGAGGAAAGACCUUCGGAGGCCCAGCGAGCCCCAGGGUCCGCCACCUAAGCCCGCAGCAAAGAGUACGCCGAAAGCCGAAGGACCGCGGCGAAGCAGCGGAUUCACAGCGGGGUCGCUUGCGAUGCUCAAAAGUUCCUUGGCCGAGACCUUGAGGCAGAAUAUCGCCUCGGAAGAAGACCCAGAGGAGCAGAGGAAAAUGGAAGAGCAAAGGCGAGCUCUGCAGCGCGACCGGCCACGGCAGAGUAUCGUGAUCACGCGCGAGAAUAUCGACGACCAGUCGUUCCACGACAGUCGGUAUUUUGCCGACAGGGCGGCCGGAGUGCCGCACCACCAAGCCUGGAAGAACGAGAAGGGACGCCGAAGAGCGUUGCUGAAUCGCCGAGAAGGCUUGAAAGAGCGCGUCGCAGACCGCAUCGAGAAGGAUCAAGAGUGGCACCGGCGGUACGACUCAAAAGGGUCCAGCCACAAGAUCGAUAAGACGGACCGCUUCGAAGGCGAGACCGUCACGGUCGACGAGCGGGUGCGCGACAAGGAUGCCGACGAGCCUGCUGUUGAGGCCGCACCGCUGUCGAAGAGGGCGAGGGCGAACCUACGCCAGGAGCCGGACGACGAGGAGGUCUUGUUGGCAACGAACCCGGAAAGGAAGGCGAAGGAGCCUCGAAAGCGCCCGCCUGGGUACUACCAGAGAAAGAACUUGAGCCGCCGGAAGCGCAAGCGCGAGAUGAGGAACAAGGGAAACCCGGAGGACGACGACGAGGAGGAGGACGAAAACGAGCCUCCACCCGACAGAGACGACGGGCCAAAGGGUCCAAAGUGGCCACGAGGACCACCCGAUGCAGGAGCAGUUCCUGUCAACUCCUUUGGCACUUUGGCCGAUUCGGCUGGAGUGGUCGAGGAUGUGGAUGGGUGGAAGCGCAUCAGGUUGAAUCUGGACACGGGAGCCGCCGCCACGGCGAUCCCGACCGAACUUGCCGAAGUGCUCAAGGGCAUGGGUUACGACCUCGGACCCACGAGCGGCACGACCUACAAGACGGCAAGUGCCGAAGUGAUGCAAGACGAAGGUGGCCUGUGCAUUCAGGGCACAGACUCCCGCGGAAACCCGAAAGGGGUAGCCGGGAGAGUUACCAAUGUUCACCGCCCCUUGGCGUCGGGGAGCAAAGUGGCCAUGGGUCACCACCUGGCGUUGUCGAGGCGCGGCGGGUGCCUUAUCCCGCUGGGCAGCGAGGCUGCCAAGGAGUACGAAAAGUUCAUGGCUGGGCUGGUUAGACGCCACGGAGCGCAGCUCACGCCAGUGCAUGUGGAGAACGGCAUCUACAUGAUGGACUUUUGGGUCCGGCCACGCCAGACCAACGCGCCCGAGCUGAACGCCACAGGUGAAGCCGAAGAGAAAGAAGAAAGUGCUUUUGCGGGAGCGGCCGGCGGCGACGAAGCCGCUGGAGAUGGAGAAGCAGGCGAAGAAGCGAGAAUGGCGAUCGUGAAGCGAUCUCCUGCCGACCCGAGCCAGGAGGAGAUCGACCAGCACAGGGCCACGGGCCACAGCGUGCACCGCUCAUGGUGCAUCCACUGCUGCCGUGCUCGAGUCACGGCACCACGCCACGCAACAGGGGAACCUGCCGAUGCUGAUGAGGGUAGGUUGCCUUACGUUUCACUAGACUACUUUUACCUGAACUCUGGCCAAGAAAAGAGCGAGAGUGAAGGGGUUUUACCGUGUUUGGUAGUUAAGUGUCGCAAGACUGGUAGGUACUGGUCUAGCGUCGUUCCAGCAAAAGGAACUGACCUGUUUGCAGUAGAGUGGUUAAAACGCUGCUUGUUUGAAACAGGAUUUAAGGAGCUCUGUUUAAAGAGCGACAACGAGAACGGGAUCCUCGCGCUCAAGCGAAGAGUGAAGGAGGAAAUGAAUCUGAAGAUCCACCUCGUGGAGGUCCCAGUGGAGGACCACCAGUCAAAUGGCUACAUUGAGGUCGCAGUGAGAGAAAUGAAGCGGCAGAUCCGAGCAAUCCUGUCAGACCUGCAAGAGCGGCUUGGAUUCGAAAUCGAGCCGACACACCCUUGUAUGCAUUGGCUUCCACGCCAUGCAGCCUAUCUAAUAUCGCGGUUCCGCAUUGGAGCGGAUGGGCGAACUCCUUACGAAAGAACCAAGGGUCAGUAUGGGCACGGGGUGGACAAUGACGUGUUCAUUAUGACAGCCAGAGGUGUGGUGAAAGGAGCGUCUGUGACGAGACAUCCUCCUGCAGAUCAGUACAAGUACGAAAACUGGAGUGAACUUCGGGGUGUUCCCUGGAGACUCCAAGCGCGGGAGCCGGGCCAACUGAGGGUUGAGCUGCCGGCCGUCGUGGCGCAGCCGAGGCGACUGCCACAGGAAGAAGUGAUUCCAAGGAAUCUGUACGUGCUGAAAUCUGAUCUUGAAAGGCAUGGGUUCACACCGUUAUGCCCAGGGUGCGAUGCUCAGAUGUGUGACCUACCACAUAGGUCGCGCAAUCAUGAGUGCAGAUUGCGGAUCCAGUCCGAGCUUCAGAAGACUGAAGAAGGAAGGGCACGCAUUGAAGCUGUCCGAGAUCGGUUGAAUGCUGGGCGAAGACCAAAGCCCGGAGGAGGGGCACCCGAGGCUGUGGUAGCUGCCAGCGCACCGGUGUUGGUAGGCGCACCAGAGCCUGAUGCCGAAAUGGCUGCGGGAGAAGCAGCCGGAGAACCGCUAGAACGAAAUGUGGCCAAAGAUCUGAGAGAGCGGGAAGAAGCUCGAGGAGGAUCAAGUGAAAAGAAAAGGAGGCAGGAACGAAAGGGAAACAAGAGAGUCCCUGACGAAGACCUCGAAGAGCUGCAUCAGAGGAUGCAGGCUGAGAGUGCGAGAGGAAAGCCUGAAGAUGACUCUGGAGCAGUCGUCGAAAUGGGACCGCUUCCUUCUGCAGGAAGCCGUGACCCUCAGCCCGAACGACAGCCCGUGGAGCCAUCAGCUGGUUCAGCUGGAGGCAACGGGGACGGAGAAAUCGAGCUGGGUCAACUUACUGAGUGCUUGUGCGCUGUCCUGAGGGACGCACGAGCGAAGGGCACGAUCUCCGAGAUUUUCUCCCCGCCGCGAGUAGCGGCGCAAGCACAUGUCGUUGGAAUGAGCAAAGACUCGCACGUGCGCGAGCUGUUCGUGCUACUGGACGAGCAAGAGCCAAAGUUCUUGGGAGGAUCGCCCCCAUGUGGGCCGUUCUCUGUCCUGCAAAACUUGGUUGACGCAGAUGCAAAAGUGCCUGUCGAAGUGAGACGCAAACGACUGGCAGAAGGAAAGAAACAUUUGCGAACAGCCGUUCAGGCAUACUGGAAGCAAAUGGAAGCCGGAAGGUAUUUCCUACACGAGCACCCAAAAGGUGCACGGAGCUGGGAAGAACCGGAAGUGAAAGAGUUGCGAGCCGACCCUCGCGUGUACGAGGUCACCGGGCCAAUGUGCCGUUGGGGCAUGGAGUCGGAGGAUGCCCAGGGCAAAGGCUUGGUGAAGAAAGAGACGCGAUGGUUGACAAACUCGCGAUGCGUUGCCAAUGUGCUUCAAGGAGCGUGUUCGAACACCGAAGGCAAGGUGUGGCACUGCCACGUACGCCUUAUCAAUGGUCGAGCACGCGCAGCACAAAAGUAUCCACCCAAGUUGGUAAAAGGAAUCCUGAUGGCGUUCCGCCAACAGCUGGUGGAGGAUGGUGAAUUCUCAGAAGCGUUAAAUGCGAUGGAGGCUGGACCUGUUCCAGACUCUCCACCCGUGAUCGAUGAAGAAGAGGAGAUCUACAACCAGUUUCCCGACGUGGGCCACCAAAUCCAAGGACCCGUAAUAGACUCCAACACUGGAGCAGAACUGGACCUGGAUAAAGUGGCUGCUGCACGCCGAGAGGAACUCGAAUGGGUGUGGAAACAAAACCUCUACGAGAAAGUUCCCGAAGAGCAAGCAAGGGCAGCUGGAAAGGUUCCAAUCACCAUGAAGUGGGUAGACCGCAACAAAGGAGACAACGAGCGGCCCAACUAUCGCUCGAGAAUUGUUUGCAGGGAAGUCAAGCGUGCAAAGAACGCCGAGUUCAUCCCGGAACAUGCGAGCUUUAGUGCAAUGCCCCCGUUGGAAGCAAUCAAGCUGUUGCUGUCUCUUAUGGUGACGCUGAAAACGUCAAAGAAGGGACGAAAACCUUUGAAGCUACGCUUGCUGGAUAUAUCCAGGGCCCACUUCUAUGGGAAGGCCCAAAGGGAUAUAUACGUCACGUUGCCUGAAGGAGAUCAGGAGCCAGGCAUGGUGGGCAAGUUGCUACGAUCCAUGUAUGGCACCAGGGACGCUGCGGCAAUAUGGCAAGCCGACUACACCGCCGCGUUACUGGAAGCCGGAUUCGUUAGAUGUCCCGCUUGGCCAGCUAUCUUCUACAAUAGCGCAACAGAGACAAGACUUUUGGUUCACGGCGACGACUUUCUGAUUCUCGCCGAUGACGAUGGUCAAGCACAUGUGGAAAAGGUCUUAAGGAAGAAAUACGACUUAAGGGUUGAUGGCAGCAUUGGACCAGGAGAAAAGAAACAGGAGUUCUGCGUCCUGAACCGUCUCGUGCGCUUCGACGAGAGGUCAGGAGUAAUCUCCUAUGAGCCUGAUCCAAGGCACGCCGAAAUCAUCCUGAAAGAUCUACACAUGGAAACAUGCAAGCCAGUAAAGAGCCCAAACGAGAAGAUGAAAGCUGAAGAUUUGGAGAAGAGACUUCAGCUCCCGACCGUGGAGCCAGAGCGCGUUAGCCAAUACCGCUCGCUGGUUAUGCGAGCAGCGUUCCUGGCUCAAGACAGGCCAGACCUGUCGGAAUCGGUCAAAUGUCUUGCGAGGAGAAUGCAAGGCCCGACUGAAGCGGACUUUGCUGACCUCAAGAGACUUGCUCGGUAUUUGAAAGGUGCAAUGCGACUGGUGCAGAGGUUCGCACCACAAAGGUUUAGUUCGAUAGUCACGAUCCAUGCAGACAGUGACUUCGCCGGAUGUCUCCAGACACGGAAGAGCACCGCCGGACUAGUGUGUUACUAUGGACGCCACGAAGUGCGACAUUCAAGCAACCUCCAGAGUACAGUGUCGCUAUCUUCGGGAGAGGCCGAAUACUACGCACUGGUCAAGGGUGUAGCCAGCGGAAUGGCCACGCAAGAGCUUCUUCGUGGAUGGGGGAUAGAAACGAAGUUACAGGUGCAUACCGACAGCGCUGCUGCGCUGGGGACAUGCAGUCGUCUUGGUCUGGGAAAAUCCAGACACGUGCAAACACGAUACCUAUGGAUCCAAGAGAAGCUUGCGAACGGACAGUUCGAGCUUUUCAAGAUCGAUACUAAGAUCAAUACCGCGGACUUGCUCACCAAGUCCUUAAGCACUGAGUCUGCCGAGCAACACCUGCGUCGAAUGAGCUUUGAGCUAGUUUCCGGUAGCCAGUUCCUGCAAAAGGCCAAGGCGGAGCUCGAGAAGAGCGACUUCCCGGAGUUACGGACCGUGGGCUCCGACACCCUCAUGUACGUCAAGGAAGACCUGAUCAUCCCGCACAAUGUCACUUUCUACGAGCUGAUCAAGGAGAAGGCGCGUGGCAAGUCGGGGCCUCUCUUCCACUUCGACGUCCACGAGGACAUUCGAAUGGCCAACGACUCUCGAAUAGAGAAGGACGAGAGCCAUGCCGGGAAGAUCGUGGACCGCAAGUGGUACGAGCGGAACAAGCACGUCUUCCCGGCUUCCCGAUGGGAGAUGUACUCGAGGGACAAGACCUACGACCAGUACACCGUCCAUGGCAAUACCGACCACUCUACACAGCUCAACUCGACCGGCGGAGUCUUCAAGCAGGAGACACGACGUUUCACUGCCGGCAAGGCAGCUUACCGGAAGCAGUGUUUUGCUGAGCACCCGAUGCUUCCAGGGACCGAGCAUGAGGAGCUUACCGUCAAUGACCACGGUCAGUGCCCGCCGAUGCAGCUGCCAUGCUUGGCGCAGGUGCUUCUGGCCCUCCAACUCGCACAGGGCCAGAAGUACGACUGCUUCUACGGGGACUACCCGGAGCACUUGUGCUGCGACGCCCGGCAGUUCGGCAGCCAAGGUUUCACCAAGUGCUGGGGCGGCCCUUACACCUUCGAAACCUGUUGCGGGCCGCCGCCUACAUGUACUGAAGAGGUGGUCUCCAGAGUCUGGGGCUACCUUGACCCGCAGGCAACCACCUCGUACCGUGACUUCUGGAAGAGCGAUGCCUUCUACGAGAUCUCGCGGGUGCGGGAUGGAUCCACGGACUGUAAGGUGGCCUUCAUCACCAGUCGCAUCCUGGCCUUCAGCAAGCUGGAGUGGGACGAGCAGUGGCAAGUGCUCCACUUCCCGAGGCGUGCGCGGCGCCACUACAACUGGCAGCUCCCGGCCGUCAUCGACGCUCUCUGGGCUCUCAUGGACCUCCCCGUUUGGGACCGGGUCUCGCGAGCUCCUUGGUCGGCCUUCAUCUGGAGCCGCUUGAGUGGGCACAUGAAGAAGUUCAAGUACUUCCUGAUCCCGGUUUGGCAGAUGGUUGUCACGAUUGGAUGGUAUGCCGCUGCUGAGCGGACGGCUGCCAGCCAGUGA
Messenger RNA from Symbiodinium natans, 7323 nucleotides. NCBI's taxonomy places the organism in Eukaryota, Dinophyceae, Suessiales, Symbiodiniaceae. The record is from the annotation of a GenBank genome assembly.